Messenger RNA from Pieris napi, 1624 nucleotides. RefSeq lists its product as uncharacterized. The coding region runs from base 215 to 817 and encodes 200 amino acids. The record is from RefSeq and is a predicted model, not a curated record. The transcript is spliced from 4 exons. Lineage: Eukaryota; Metazoa; Arthropoda; Insecta; Lepidoptera; Pieridae.
AGUCAAAGCAAAACGUUAAGUGUGGGUCUGACAGGCCCGCGUUGCGCACGCGUGUUGCGUGCAGUUUGUUUAUUCCGUGGUCCCAUCAUUUGACAAUUUGUUCUUGAGGGUGCAACUACUGUUUGUGAUAUACAGCAUACGUCGGCUUCAAACGAGCCGGCUUGGAUUGCGAAUAUUCAUUUGUCGCUAAGAAUCAAUAGUGGAGUGCGAUGGGAUGCAAGGGUCUACAGCAUGGCUUCUGCGCGCCCUCCUAUUCGCUGCGUUGGCGGUGGCGGGCGCUGACGUCAUCUUUCGAGUUCCAACUGUCGUGGUACACCCCAUAUCAGUGCAGAAGCGUGUGGGUAUAGAGUCCGGCAAUGACAGUAAGGCAAACGACACCGAAGCGUGGGCGGAAAGCGAAGUGGAAGUGACUUAUGAGGAGUACUUCGUAGAACAUGACGUCUCUACAGCUGACGCACGCGCCGCUGCCAUCGCCCUACGGCUGGAAGAUAUCCCUGCUAGUCCAGAAGGCUGCGGACCGUGCAGUCGGCGUGAGGUGGAGUAUUGCGAGACGCGAGUUGUAGCGGACCAUUGCUGCUGCGAGCGACGUUACCUGCCUGAACCCUUUCCUUGGCUGCCACACACAUGCUACAUGGGCCCACACCGCUGUCGCCCUCUGGCGCACGAUUGCGUUCGUUACGUACGUUUGCGGGACUGCUGCUGCUACCGUCACUUGGCCCAGCGGUGGAAGGCUAUCUUGUCACGUUCCAGCCGGGUCGCGGUGGGUGGCGUAUCGCUCUUAUUGCUCUCUAUGUUAUUGUUUGUGGCGUACUUGUGACCCGCGCCCACGCACCCGCCGCCGCUGCCGCCCGCGCAUGUCUGAUCAGCUCCAAUUUUAUGCCCUUAAUUUACACACAUAAGAAGGGAUUCUAGCGAAAUCCAAUUCACGACACAGGAAUUAACGCAUUUCUCUCAAACAGACGAUAUAUAUAUCAUGUGAAUUUAUCAACAUUAUUGAUUAUUGCAUAUUGAAUAAUAUUCAUCACGCAUUUUUAAUGUACAAAUAUUAAAUAAACAUUAUUUGAAAUACCUGCACGUAAAUAUUUAAUAUCAGAACAUCCUAAUGGUUACAUGUGCACCCUUUUAAAAAUAUAAGUAGGUGUUAUCGGCGCGUAAAUGAUUGUGGCGAGGUGGGGGACUAGCUCACGAAACAACAGAAAAAGACCCAAAAAUGAAUUACGCGUCGAAACUAUACAUUAAGAAUUUACAGAAUUAAGAUUUUUUUUUACUUUAUAAUUAGUACAUAUAGAACGAUUGUGAUUCUGCUUUGUGACAGACGUACAAAUACAUGAUAUUUUUGUAAUGCUAUGAAAUAGCGACACGUUAAUUAUAUAUUGGUUAAUUUAUUUAUCCACUACAUUAUUGCUGCGUUUAUUUUUUAUUUGACAAUUGAAACUUUAGUUUUAAGAUUGGUUAAAUUUUGUAUUGUUACGAAACCCAAAGGUAGUUUUAAGUGAUUUACUGUAAAUAAUUUAAAGAGUUAUUUUAGUAGAAGUCUUCUAAUACCAAAUCAGUAUUGUAUGAUGUAGUGUAGCUUGCACAAUUCAUAGAACAUGUAUCAGCAAAUUAAAUUUAGAUGAUUUUA